Messenger RNA from Spea bombifrons (plains spadefoot toad), 4310 nucleotides. It is a transcript of the gene VCL, whose product is annotated as vinculin. Gene Ontology annotation, molecular function: structural molecule activity; actin filament binding. The transcript is spliced from 22 exons. Gene Ontology annotation, cellular component: actin cytoskeleton. The record is from RefSeq and is a predicted model, not a curated record. NCBI's taxonomy places the organism in Eukaryota, Metazoa, Chordata, Amphibia, Anura, Pelobatidae. The coding region runs from base 372 to 3809 and encodes 1145 amino acids. Gene Ontology annotation, biological process: cell adhesion.
AAAAGUCCGGAGAGGGAGGCCGGGGGCUGGAAGGCAGGGGCAACAGAGCAGAGGAACCGGGGCAACUGAGGAGAGGAACCGGGGCAACUGAGGAGAGGAACCGGGGCAACUGAGGAGAGGAACCGGGGCAACUGAGGAGAGGAACCCAGGGGCCACAGAGAAGAGGAACCCAGGGGCCACAGAGGCUCUUGUAGCAGGGAAGCAAGGGCAAGAGCAGAGAAGUGCCAGGGGCAACAGAACCCAGCAACCCAGAGCCGUGUAGUACCCCAGGAAGGGCCGGGUAAUACCCCUUGCUGCAGUGAGCGUGGGGGCCGAGGGCCGCUGAGGGGCCGUAGUUUCUCCGCUGGGUGAGUGUUACGUGUGCCGCCAUCAUGCCGGUGUUCCACACCAAGACCAUCGAGAGCAUCCUGGAGCCGGUGGCCCAGCAGAUCUCGCACCUGGUCAUCAUGCACGAGGAGGGCGAGGUGGACGGGAAGGCCAUCCCGGAGCUAACGGCCCCUGUGGCCGCCGUGCAGGCGGCCGUCAGCAACCUGGUGCGGGUUGGGAAGGAGACGGUUCAAACCACCGAGGACCAGAUCAUGAAGCGUGACAUGCCACCCGCUUUUAUCAAAGUAGAAAACGCCUGCACCAAGCUUGUCCAAGCGGCUCAGAUGUUGCAUGCCGAUCCGUACUCCGUCCCGGCCCGCGAUUACCUGAUCGACGGCUCGCGAGGGAUACUUUCCGGGACCUCCGACCUGCUCCUGACCUUUGACGAAGCCGAGGUGAGAAAAAUCAUCCGCGUUUGCAAAGGAAUCUUGGAAUACCUGACGGUGGCAGAAGUUGUGGAGAGCAUGGAGGACCUCGUGACCUACACCAAAAACCUUGGUCCCGGAAUGACCAAGAUGGCCAAGAUGAUCGAUGAACGCCAGCAGGAGCUAACCCACCAGGAGCACCGCGUCAUGCUUGUGAACUCCAUGAACAUGGUCAAAGACCUCCUCCCUGUCCUGAUAUCCGCCAUGAAGAUCUUUGUGACCACCAAGAACUCCCGCAGCCAGGGCAUCGAGGAGGCCCUCAAGAACCGCAACUUCACAGUGGAGAAGAUGAGCGCGGAGAUAAACGAGAUUAUCCGAGUGCUGCAACUCACGUCCUGGGACGAAGACGCCUGGGCUAGCAAGGAUACGGAGGCCAUGAAGAGAGCGCUGGCCCUGAUUGACUCAAAGCUGAACCAGGCCAAAGGUUGGCUGCGUGAUCCCAACGCUCCUCCAGGUGAUGCCGGUGAACAAGCCGUGCGGCAGAUACUGGACGAAGCUGGGAAGGUCGGAGAGCUGUGUGCCGGGAAGGAGCGGAGAGAUAUCUUGGGCACCUGCCAGACCUUGGGCCAGAUGACCGACCAGGUGUCUGAGCUAAGAGCGAGGGGCCAGGGCGCCACACCUGUAGCCAUGCAGAAAGCUCAGCAAGUAUCCCAGGGAUUGGACGUCUUGACAUCCAAGGUGGGGAACGCUGCCCGCAAACUGGAGGCCCUGACAAACUCCAAGCAGGCCAUUGGCAAGAGGGCUGAUGCCGCCCAGAGCUGGCUCGCAGAUCCCAACGGGGGACCGGAGGGAGAGGAAAAUAUCCGAGCCCUGCUUGCGGAGGCCCAGAAGAUUGCAGAGCUCUGCGAGGAUCCCAAAGACCGAGACGACAUCCUGCGCUCCCUGGGAGAGGUCGCCGCUCUCACCGCUAAGCUCACCGACCUCCGCCGGCAGGGCAAAGGAGACACCCCAGAGGCCCGUGCAUUGGCCAAGCAGAUUGCCACUUCGCUGCAGAACCUACAGACCAAGGUGAACCGCGCCGUGGCGAACAGUCGCCCGGUGAAGGCGGCUGUCAACAUGGAGGGAAAGGUGGAGCAGGCCCAGCGCUGGAUCGAUAACCCAACCAUGGACGAUAGGGGAGUCGGCCAGGCUGCGAUCCGUGCGAUGGUGGCCGAGGGGCGCCGUCUGGCCAACUCCAUGAUGGGACCGUUUCGCCAGGACAUGAUGGCCAAGUGUGACCGGGUAGAACAGCUGGCCGGGCAGCUGGCAGAACUGGCUGCGAGGGGAGAAGGAGACUCUCCUCAAGCUCAAGCCGUGGCAGCUCAGCUCCAGGAGGCUCUGAAGGACCUGAAGGGAAAAAUGCAGGAAGCGAUGACACAGGAAGUCUCUGACAUCUUCAGCGACACCACCACUCCAAUCAAACUGCUUGCCGUAGCGGCAACAUCUCCUCCCGACGCUCCCAACAGGGAAGAGGUCUUCGACGAGAGGGCUGCAAACUUUGAGAACCACGCUGCUCGACUUGGAGCCACCGCCGACAAGGCCGCCGCCGUGGGGUCAGCUAAUAAAGCCACCGUGGAGGCAAUCCAAGCCACCGUGAAGUCGGCCAGGGAGCUGACGCCCCAGGUGAUCUCGGCGGCGCGCAUUCUGCUCCGAAAUCCCGGGAAUCAGGCUGCCUACGAGCACUUUGAAACCAUGAAAAACCAGUGGAUUGACAACGUGGAGAAGAUGACGGGCUUGGUGGAUGAAGCCAUUGACACCAGGUCCCUGUUGGAUGCCUCUGAAGAAGCCAUCAAGAAGGACAUCGAUAAGUGUAAGGUGGCUAUGGCCAACAUGCAGCCUCAGAUGCUCGUUGCUGGGGCCACAAGCAUUGCCCGUAGGGCCAACCGCAUCCUGCUGGUGGCCAAACGGGAGGUGGAGAACUCUGAAGACCCUAAAUUCCGCGAGGCGGUGAAGACGGCUUCGGAUGAGUUGAGUAAGACCAUCUCCCCCAUGGUGAUGGAGGCCAAAUCGGUUGCUGGAAACAUCUCAAACCCUGCUCUCCAGAAAGGUUUCCUGGACUCUGGAUACAAAAUUCUGUCUGCUGUGGCAAAGGUCAGGGAGGCAUUUCAGCCACCGGAACCAGAUUUUCCUCCACCACCUCCCGACUUGGAGCAGUUGCGGCUGUCCGACGAAGCCGCUCCUCCGAAACCCCCGCUCCCCGAAGGAGAAGUUCCACCUCCAAGGCCACCGCCGCCCGAGGAAAAGGACGAGGAGUUUCCCGAGCUGAAAGUGGGCGAGGCGGUCAACCAGCCGAUUAUGGUGGCCGCAAGACAACUUCACGACGAGGCCCGCAAGUGGUCCAGCAAGUCGCCCGGAAGCCCCGCUCCUGCUACCCCGCAGCAGGGUAGAGAGUCCGUUGUGUCGGAGGUAGAGCAGGAGCGUGAGGAAGAGGAGGAGGUGUCAGUGGAAGCCGCCCUCUCCUCUGACAUGGAAGAUGAUUAUGAGCCAGAGCUGCUCUUAGUGCCCGAGGGGCAGCCUGUAAACCAGCCAAUGCUGGCCGCCGCUCAGGCUCUGCAUCGGGAGGCUACCAAAUGGUCCAGUAAGGGUAAUGACAUCAUCGCAGCUGCCAAGCGCAUGGCGCUUCUGAUGGCAGAGAUGUCGAAGUUGGUGAGAGGAGGCAGCGGGAACAAGCGAGCCCUGAUCCAAUGUGCGAAGGACAUCGCCAAAGCCUCCGACGAGGUCACUCGGCUGGCCAAGGAGGUGGCCAAGCAAUGCACAGACAAGAGGAUCCGAACUAAUCUUCUGCAGGUAUGCGAGAGAAUUCCAACCAUCAGCACCCAGCUUAAGAUUCUCAGUACCGUCAAGGCCACCAUGCUGGGACGCACCAACAUCAGCGAAGAGGAGUCUGAGCAGGCCACGGAAAUGCUUGUCCACAACGCCCAGAACCUCAUGCAGUCGGUGAAAGAGACCGUGAGGGAAGCCGAGGCUGCGUCCAUCAAGAUCCGAACGGAUGCUGGUUUCGCCCUCCGUUGGGCCAGGAAAACCCCAUGGUACCAGUAACUCCGGGGCCAGGCCUCCCCGCUGCCCUCUGUACAGCACACGCUAGUACCUUGUACCCAAUAAUAAGAGAUGCAAGCGCUCCCAACACAUUUCGGGUUUUUUUUAGACAUAUUGGAGAUUUUUGCAUCACGUUUUUCUAGCAGUAUGUCGGCUCUUUCCAGCGACUGCUUCAAUCCCCCCUUUUCAUUAUUAUUAUUAUUAUUAUUAAUAUUUUGUUUAACAGGCUAAAGUAUUAACAUCUCCUUGCACCAGUAAACCUAAUGAUAUUUCUGCCAGGCCUCGGCCUGUAUCCGGUACGUCAGGCUGCGUAGCUGGCUCUGGCAUACGUCACACCCCCCCACACGCACACGCAUUCUGCUGCGCACUGCCUGCGAGUAUCGUUAUCCGAGCGGGCCUCACUUUAUACGUAUGAAACACUAAAACCGAAUGUACUUUUGUUUACUUCUUGUAUUUCUUGCCGCCUUCUUCUGGUGCUUGGUUGAGCUUUUCCGGUCUCGCGCG